AUUUGGUAGAUUACUGACAGGUAAUUCAUGGAAAUUUUGUAGAAAACUCGUGUAGUAUCAUGGCUUGAUCCAUGCGUGUUAAGCGUGUUUCUUUACUGGUUCAAUCAUUAGAAUCUGAAUAAUAGAUAAUAUAAUGUCAUCAUCUCAGAAAAUAAGCGGACCUUGUGUCGGUAUCGACCUUGGAACAACGUAUAGCUGCGUGGGCAUAUAUCAAAAUGGCCGCGUAGAGAUUAUACCUAACGACCAGGGAAAUCGUACGACGCCAUCCUAUGUAGCUUUUAAUGAAACGGAGCGUUUUAUUGGGGAUGCGGCUAAGAAUCAAUCGGCGAUGAAUCCCAACAACACCGUUUUUGACGCCAAGCGUUUAAUCGGAAGGAAGUUCGACGAUCCAGAAGUGCAACACGAUAUACCGCACUGGCCAUUUAAGGUGGUGAAGGAUUCGAGCGGGAAACCGUUGGUUGAAGUGAUGUACAAAAAUGAGGUAAAGCGUUUCACGCCUGAAGAGAUCUCAUCGAUGGUCCUCACAAAGAUGAAGGAGACGGCAGAGACGUUUUUGGGUACCACGGUCAACGACGCUGUGGUAACGGUGCCUGCCUAUUUCAAUGAUUCACAGCGUCAGGCGACCAAGGACGCCGGGUUGAUUGCUGGUUUGCAUGUACACAGAAUUAUUAAUGAACCGACGGCGGCGGCGUUGGCAUAUGGUCUACAGAACGAGAAGGACGCGGAAAGGAAUGUAUUGGUGUUUGAUUUGGGAGGUGGAACUUUUGAUGUGUCCCUGUUGACAUUGGACGGUGGCGUGUUUGAAGUGAAGGCGACUAGCGGAAACACUCACUUGGGAGGCGAGGACUUUGACAACCGAAUGGUACAACACUUUGUCAAAGAGUUCGAGAAGAAGUAUCACCAGGACAUUAGCAAAAAUGCUCGAUCUCUCCGUCGUCUAAGAACAGCAUGUGAAAGGGCCAAGAGAACUUUGUCAUCUAGCGCGCAGGCGACCAUUGAAAUUGACUCUUUGUAUGAAGGGCGAGACUUCUACACGUCAAUCACACGUGCCAAAUUUGAGGAUUUGUGCAUUGACUUGUUCCGUGGAUGCAUACCUCCAGUUGAGAAGGUGCUCAGAGACGGGAAGGUUGACAAAGCCUCUGUACACGAGGUGGUGUUGGUAGGUGGAUCGACGCGUAUUCCAAAAGUUCAGCAACUGUUACAAGACUGCUUCAAUGGAAAGGAGCUUUGCAAGUCGAUCAACCCAGACGAGGCUGUCGCGUAUGGUGCCGCCGUUCAAGCUGCCAUUUUGUCCGGAAAGAAGGACAAGAUGUUGGAUUCUGUCAUUCUACUUGAUGUCACUUCGCUGUCACUUGGUAUUGAGACUGAAGGUGGUGUGAUGACUACCUUAAUUCCUGCCAACACAACGAUCCCUUGCAAGAAGCAGGAAACUUUCUCUACCGCCCAAGAUAACCAGCCUGGUGUGUUGAUUCAAGUGUAUGAGGGUGAGCGUGCCAUGACCUACCAGAACCACUUGUUGGGCAAGUUUGAGCUGUCCGGUAUUCCUCCUGCGCCCCGCCGAGUACCACAGAUUGUAGUCACUUUUGAUGUGGACGUGAACGGUAUUUUGAACGUAACGGCCACGGACCAAGCCACUGGAAACAAGAACAACAUUGUUAUCACCAACGACAAGGGUCGUCUGUCUAAGGCCGAAAUUGAGCGCAUGAUUAAGGAGGCCGAGCAGUACAAGGAACAAGACGAAAAGAUUCGCAAGACGGUUGAAGCUAAGAACAAGCUCCAGCACCUUGCUUACCAAGUCAAGUCAACCACCAAUGAAAGCAAAGAAAACACGAUCAGUGAGCAAGACAAGCAGAAGAUUCUGUCGGCUGUCAAUGACGUUGAGAAAUGGAUAGAGGACAACCCUACUGCAGAUGCUGAUCAAUUUGAGGCCAAGCACAACGAGCUUCAAUCCAUUGCGCAUCCCAUAUUUGGUAAGAUGUACGGUGGUGCAGGUGGUGCGAACCCAGACCCUGGAUCCUUCAAUAUGCCCAACUUCAAGAACGGCGCUCCUGGAGGAGAUGCUGGUGCAGGUGGAAAUUACUCCGGACCCACUGUUGAAGAAAUUGACUAAGAGGAAAUUUGAUCAUUUUAUAAAAAUUGCGUAAAUCUCUCAUAUUGAAAAAAG
This is a messenger RNA of Schistocerca gregaria, 2164 nucleotides long. RefSeq names its product heat shock 70 kDa protein-like. Gene Ontology annotation, biological process: cellular response to unfolded protein; protein refolding. The transcript is spliced from 4 exons. Bases 134 to 2110 code for a protein of 658 amino acids. The record is from RefSeq and is a predicted model, not a curated record. Gene Ontology annotation, molecular function: ATP hydrolysis activity; ATP-dependent protein folding chaperone; misfolded protein binding. NCBI's taxonomy places the organism in Eukaryota, Metazoa, Arthropoda, Insecta, Orthoptera, Acrididae. Gene Ontology annotation, cellular component: cytoplasm.